AAAAACCAAUAGUUGUAUGUGAUAAAGAUUAUCUGACAUAGAUUUAUAUUCACCUCUCAGUUGUAGUCAAAACAAAAACAAGAGUAAUCCAUGGGUUUGUCAAGUGAGAGAAUACUAAUUCUUUUUGUUCUAAUUCUUGAUAUGUGUUUGUGCCAAAUAACAUCACGAACUCUAAGUGAUGCAUACAUAUCAGAAAAGCAUGAUCUAUGGAUGACUCAAUAUGGUCGUGUAUACAAAACUAGUGCAGAGAGGGAAAUGCGCCUUGACAUAUUCAAGAAAAACGUCGAAUUCAUAGAAUCAUUUAACUCCUUUGGAAAUCGAUCUUACACGCUGGCUGUCAACCAAUUUGCGGACCUAAAGAAGGAUGAAUUCAAGGCCUAUUUUCAUGGGCACACGGAUCCAUUGGGUUUGAAUUUGCCUCUAUUAACAUCUUUUAAAUAUGAAAAUGUGAGUGAAGUGCCACUUAAAUUGGACUGGAGGAAGGAAGGAGCUGUUACAGGAGUCAAGGGUCAAGGCGCAUGUGGGAGUUGUUGGGCUUUUGCUGCAAUUGCUGCUGUGGAAGGAAUUACUCAACUUACAACAGGCAAAUUGUUGUCACUAUCUGAGCAACAACUUGUGGAUUGUAACAGAAAUGGAAGUGGAGGUUGUCUAGGAGGAUAUAAAGAAAAUGCCUUUGAUUACAUUGCGAAAACUGGUAUAAAUACCGAAAAUGGUUACCCUUACCUUGCAACAGAUGGAAUUUGCAACACCGUUAACCAGGCAGUCCAGGCAGCCACUAUCACUGGUUACGAAAUGGUACCAGCCAACAAUGAAACAACAUUGUUGAUGGCUGUGUCCAAACAGCCGGUAUCAGUUUCCAUAGAUCCAACUUGUUUUGAAUUCGGGUACUACUCGAGUGGUGUUUUAACGGGACAUUGUGGAACAAAUUUAACGCAUGAUGUCACAGUAGUCGGGUAUGGAACACAUGAUGGCAUAAAGUAUUGGUUAGUGAAGAAUUCAUGGGGCCCUGAGUGGGGUCAUAAUGGAUAUGUAAAGAUUCAGCGCGAUGCGGAUGUUGCAGAAGGACUGUGUGGAAUUGCCAUGCGAGCCUCUUACCCGAUAGCCUAA
This is a messenger RNA of Helianthus annuus (common sunflower), 1107 nucleotides long. Its product is annotated as ervatamin-B. Gene Ontology annotation, cellular component: lysosome. The transcript is spliced from 2 exons. Lineage: Eukaryota; Viridiplantae; Streptophyta; Magnoliopsida; Asterales; Asteraceae. Gene Ontology annotation, molecular function: cysteine-type endopeptidase activity. The coding region runs from base 91 to 1107 and encodes 338 amino acids. The record is from RefSeq and is a predicted model, not a curated record.